This is a messenger RNA of Ciona intestinalis (vase tunicate), 874 nucleotides long. Its product is annotated as large ribosomal subunit protein bL12m-like. Gene Ontology annotation, molecular function: structural constituent of ribosome; mRNA binding. NCBI's taxonomy places the organism in Eukaryota, Metazoa, Chordata, Ascidiacea, Phlebobranchia, Cionidae. The record is from RefSeq and is a predicted model, not a curated record. Gene Ontology annotation, biological process: translation. Gene Ontology annotation, cellular component: mitochondrial large ribosomal subunit; ribosome.
UUCGUCACUAAUUCCAAUGUUUUGUGUAUUUAUAGUGUUAGCUGAUAAUAAAAAUGCCGAUAUUGUGGAGAAUAAUCAGACCCACUGUUAAGUGCCUGAGUGCCGUUAACAAAUCUUCCGCUCUUCAUACGAGAGUUUUAUUAUCAAGAACUGCCACAACUAAUGCUGCUGUUGAAGAACCAUUGCCACCUCCUGAAAGAGAUAAUGAAGCCAGAGUGUUUGAACCCAAAAUUGUCAAUCUGGUUGACUCAAUUUCGAGUCUAACCCUUCGGGAAGUUGCGGACUUGAAUGAGCUAUUAAAAUCGACAUUAAAUAUAAAAGACACCCCAAUGAUGGCUGCACAGGUAGCGGCUCCAGCAGCUGCAGCAGAAGCAGAGGAAAAACAAGCAGUUCCAGAGAAAACAGAAUUUGGAGUAAAACUUUUGGAGUUCUCACCUGCAGAUAAAAUAAAACUGAUCAAAGCCAUUAAAGCAGUAAAGGAAAACUUUAACUUGGUUCAGGCGAAAAAAUUUGUUGAGAGUUUGCCACAGAUUGUAAAAGAUGAAGCUUCUAAAGAAGAAGCGGAAGAAAUGAAGAAGAUACUCGAGGAAGCUGGUGGAAAAGUAGACAUUGUGUAAAGAAUUAUUCACAUGCAUACCAUUUUUAUAGUGUCGUGAAAAUCUAAAGUUUCUGCACGAUAAUAUCUCAGCUUUUCGAGUUUGCCAAUUUUGAGUGGGCCUACCUAGUUGGUUUCUAAAAAUAUAACCAUAUGAGCUUCUUAAUUAAAUGUUUGGAUACUUACUAAGUCAAUUCUUGACAGUUCAUUUAAUAACCCAUCAAGUAUGAUAGUUCCUGUGCUUUUUAAGAACUGUAACAUCCAUUUUUCUUCCUAGAA